This is a messenger RNA of Aplosporella prunicola CBS 121167, 690 nucleotides long. RefSeq lists its product as uncharacterized. The record is from RefSeq and is a predicted model, not a curated record. The coding region runs from base 1 to 690 and encodes 229 amino acids. NCBI's taxonomy places the organism in Eukaryota, Fungi, Ascomycota, Dothideomycetes, Botryosphaeriales, Aplosporellaceae. The transcript is spliced from 3 exons.
AUGCGCGCCGCAACGCUCCUCCUCACCGCCGCCACGGCUCUGGCGUCCACCGUCGUCGCCAAGAACGGCUCCCCCUUCAACUACGAAAAGGCGCGCUGGGAGAACUCGCGCCACUGCCUCGUCUACGACCCGCCGAACCACGACGCCUCGAUCCACGACUGCCUGGGCGUGUGCGGCGACGCGUACAAGAAGAAGGCCGAGGCCGGCGACAUGGCGUCGAUCGGCUGCGUCGGCGUCGACGUGCACUACGAGGUUGAGCCCGGCACGAAGCUCAAGGUCGCCCAGGGCAAUUGCUCUUGCAACAAUGCGUUCUUGAACGAGAUCGCUGAGACGGUUAUUGAGGCGCUGCCGGCUAUUGCUGAGAUUGGCUGCGAGCUCACCAUGUCGGCGCUCAGCGUGGUGCUCGAGGUCGGCGAGGCCAUUGUCCCCGAAGUCGGCGAGACGCUGGACGCGGGCAUGAUCGCUGGUGUCGAAGCGGCCAAAGUCAUCGAAAAGGCCUACGGCACGGGCAAGAAGGCCGUCGAGCAGUACCAGAGCUGGCUGAACCCGUGCGGCGACACGUCUGCCGUGCCGGACGACGUGCAGAAGAUCUUCGACGUCAUGAACUCUUUCGACUGCAACAUGAUCCCCGGCAAGUGCAAGAACAACGUCAAGAAGGGCAAGCGGUCCGAGGUUGGCUUCGGCGCUUAG